AUGUCUAGUUUAUUAUAUACACCACCACUUCCGCCGUCGCUGCUCACCAAUGCCGACAGCGUCUCCGCCAUGCCUACCGAUACCAUCAAUAUACCCCAACAGCCACCGUACAUCGACGACUCAUCAUCAUCAUCACCACCGUCUGAAUCUUCUAAUUCUUCGUCAAUUAUUAUAGUGAUCGUUGUAAUUGCCUCCGCGAUUAUUGUCUCGUCGUUCAUUUACCUCUUCAUCCGGUUCCUGUCCAAGCGGUUCCACCACCGUACAUUCUCCGAUGUUCACCUACAACGCAACACCAGUGCUGCUUCAAAUAAUACGAACUCGAACCAAUACCAAGUGGCAUCGAACAAUUUGCUCGAUCCUCUCCCACUGUUCGACUUCCGGUCGGUGACCGGAAACCUCGCUGGCGGUGAUUGCGCGGUGUGUUUAUCGAAGUUCGAGCCGCACGAUCAGCUCCGUUUACUGCCGCUUUGCUGUCACGCUUUCCAUGCCGUAUGCAUAGACACCUGGCUCGUCACAAAUCAAACGUGUCCUCUCUGCCGAUCCACAGUGAAACCCUCAGACUCCGACGUAUUGGAUAAAAUACACUCCGUUAAACAUCCAGUCAUUAAUCAUCAUUAUAAUAAUAACAGUAGCUUGAGAAAUGGAAACGGUAAUGACUAUGAAAAUAGCGGGAGUUUUCGGGUUGAGAUCGGGAGCAUCAGCCACCGCCGUGGCGCAACGGAAUCCGGCGAAGGAAGGCGGCAAACUUAUUCUGUAGGUUCUUUCGAAUAUAUUGUGGACGACGAUUACGAGGUUUCCGUCCGGUCAACCACUCAUCGGCCUCAUUGCACUUCUCUCGACAAGCAAUCCUCCGUCAGAGUUCCAGGCGGCGAGGUUUUGGCCAGAGAGGAUUCCGUUGGGAGGAACUGGAUAAUGGAUUACAUAGAUAGACUGCCGUCAAUGUCUACGCCUUCUCGUACGACGUCGUUUCGAACCUCCGGCAGCUUUUUCUCUGACAGCAGCCGUCGGAGCGACUCUAUCGCCACUGUUGAAGACCUGGAAGCGAAUCGUAUCGGCGAAGAAAUCAGCGAGUUCUUUCAAUGGCUUUCGGGAGUUUAA
This is a messenger RNA of Fraxinus pennsylvanica, 1098 nucleotides long. The record is from the annotation of a GenBank genome assembly. NCBI's taxonomy places the organism in Eukaryota, Viridiplantae, Streptophyta, Magnoliopsida, Lamiales, Oleaceae.